GCGGGGUCUCCGGGUCCAGUCGGCGUGUUCUCGUGGAGUUAGAGAGACCCCCCAGUCCUGGCGCGGAGGAGCCUAGAGUUCCCCGCGUGCGGCCCGCGGGGCUUGGCGUCCCUGCCUGGACUGUGGGCGGUGGGGCGGGGUCCAGCUCUCCGUCCUCAGGUGUGCAGGGCAGAGGCUCAGGUCGCCCCAUCUGCAGUGCCCUGGAGUCCCCCCAGCCUUCGUGAAGGGGCACCUAUACCAGCCACUCGCCCUGGGCAAGCUUGAGUCAUUGUUUUAGUCAGAGCUCUUCAGAGUCAUGGGGACCCUCCCGUUUCAAGGCAGAGGUUCCACAGGAGCGUAGAGAUGCAGUCGUGGCAAAAUGGGAACAGUCGCCCAGACCGCGUGACAGGCUCGUGGAAAGGACAAGGCGGAGGAUGGGCGCAUGAGGGUCCCGGGGCCGUGCCCUGGUGCAGCGUGUGGACCCCGGCCCAGCCUGUACGACGUCGGCAGUAUGAGCCUCCCGAGCAGCGGGCCGGCGGGCAGCAUCUUUGACCUGGACUGCACCUCCGGGCAGGUCCGCUGGGCGCUGGUGGCCGCCGGCUGCACCUUCUACCUGGGCGUCUUCGUGGCCUGCCACCAGCUGUCAUCCUCCCUGAACGCCACCUACCGCUCCCUGGGGGCCCGAGAGCAGGUCUUCUGGAACCUGGCGGCCACGCGCGCAGUCUUUGGCAUCCAGGGCACCGCGGCGGGGCUACGGGCGCUGCUGCUGGACCCCGUGCUUCAGGCCGACAAAGUGCUUGGCCAGCAGAACUGGUGCUGGUUCCACAUCACCACGGCAACCGGAUUCUUCCUCUUUGAGAACCUCGCGCUCCACGUGUCCAAUGUGCUGUUCCGCACAUUCGACGGGUUCCUGGCCGUCCACCACCUCUUCGCCUUCCUCGGGUUUCUCGGCUCCGUGGUCAACCUCCAAGCGGGCCACUACCUGCCCAUGAUCACGCUGCUCCUGGAGAUGAGCACGCCCUUCACCUGCAUCUCCUGGAUGCUCCUAAAGGCCGGCUGUGCGGACUCGCUGCUCUGGAGGCUGAACCAGUGGCUGAUGGUCCACCUGUUCCACUGCCGCAUGGUCCUCACCUACCACAUGUGGUGGGUGUGCCUGGGCCACUGGGACAGCCUGGCCCGCAGCCUCUUCCCGCCGCACUGGGCGCUCUUCGUGGUCGGGCUGGGCCUCCUCACGGUCCUCAUCAACCCCUACUGGACCCGCAAGAAGACGCAGCAGCUGCUCCACCCUGUGGACUGGAACUUCGCGCCCGGCCGCCCCAACGGGCCGGCGCCGCCGAAGAAGACGAGGUAGCGGCCUCGGCCCCGACUGUCCCCGCGGCGCCGACCCCAGGCCGCGUGAGUACUGACUUCCGCGUGGCGCCGAGUACCUACACCUGAGCGCGCCUCGGGGACAGAGUCCCGCCGUGGUGACGUCACGGCUCCAUGUGCUCAUUCCCGCGAGCUUGGCCUGUGUGCGCCGUCGCCCCAAGGAGGGCCCGCGUGGACGGGUCGCACUAAAGCGUGUGUGCGUCUUAUUCAACAGCCCCGUUUUUUUUAGUUGGAGAGAACUGUCCCAAGAGAACAUAAUCCUGUCCCUUACCCUGCUGACAUUCCCAGGGCUGAGGUGUAAGCCGCGUCUCCGCAGCGCCAUCUCGUGGUGAGCGCGGGGCAUCGGCCUGGCUUGCGGCUGGGGGAGGGGGAGGGGUCUUCUCACCAGGGAAGCUCAUCCGGCGAAGAGUUUUGUUUCCGUUUUGUGUUUCUCUGUUGACACAUUAAGAGAGGUGUUAGUAAUCAGAUUUGUCUAGAUUUUAGAGCUGUUUUUAACUAAGUUUCAAACAGGUGCCCCGCCAGACCCUACCUAACCCCCUGGUUGGUGUCUCUCUGUAGGUUUCGCCAGACCCUACCCCCUGGUUGGUGUGUCUCUGUAGGUUUCAAGUCGGGGCAUUGGUCACUCUCCCUGCGAGCUGUGGGUGGACCUGGCCCCUUGGAGUGCCCGGCUGCAGGGCCCCCUCCUCACCUCCCGGUGACGAGCCCGGGCACCACCUUUACCGUGUGGGGCCCGGGUGGAAUCUACACGCCGACCCGCAAUUUUACUGAUGAAUACGUACUGACAUCUUAUUCUUGCCAUGAGUGGGCAAUUAAAAUGAAAAUCUCGUAUUUACUGAAAGUGCCCUUGAACUGUUUUUGAAAAACACAUUUGUUGGUCGUGAGAAUCACGUGUACCUUGUGCUUGGUCUGUAACUCGGCCCCUCAGAAGGGUGUGUGCUGAUUUCUGGUACUGUGACUUGACUGUAAGUAGGUCAGGAGAUGUGAUACCUGCUUGUGUCAUUUUGAGAAGUGUUUCAAUCCUAGAAACAUCCAGCAAACCGUGUCCCUGCUGAGACUUCUCUCUCCCUCGCUGAAGACCCCGGGCACCUGCCGCCCGCUCUCCCGUCCGCAAGCGGGGGCGGGGGGGGGGGAGCUGCCUGUGUUUCCAGCCGGUCAGAACUUUAAUAAAGUAACCAAUGUUUACAGAA
Delphinapterus leucas (beluga whale) is the source of this 2534-nucleotide messenger RNA. NCBI's taxonomy places the organism in Eukaryota, Metazoa, Chordata, Mammalia, Artiodactyla, Monodontidae. The record is from RefSeq and is a predicted model, not a curated record.